Molecule: messenger RNA, 1784 nt
Organism: Haliotis rubra (blacklip abalone)
Lineage: Eukaryota; Metazoa; Mollusca; Gastropoda; Lepetellida; Haliotidae
Product: transcription and mRNA export factor ENY2-like
Exons: 5
Coding region: 35-337 (100 amino acids)
Biological process (GO): positive regulation of DNA-templated transcription; poly(A)+ mRNA export from nucleus; regulation of transcription by RNA polymerase II
Cellular component (GO): SAGA complex; nuclear pore; DUBm complex
Molecular function (GO): transcription coactivator activity; chromatin binding
Source: RefSeq, a predicted model, not a curated record
GGAGCUCUUCUUUCAAGGAGUCUGAAAUUCCAAGAUGGCGGACCUUCAAGAAAGGAAGAUCAAGGAUGCUCAAAUGAGAGCCACCAUUAACCAGAAGUUGGUUGAGACUGGCGAGAGAGACAGACUGAAGGAGUUGUUGCGGACUCGACUGAUUGAAUGUGGAUGGAGAGAGGAACUCAAACAGUACUGCAAGGAGAUUGUCCAACAGAAGGGCUUGGAGCACAUCACUGUUGACGACCUAGUGGCGGAGAUCACACCUAAAGGCAGAGCUCUCGUCCCAGACAAUGUGAAGAAGGAGCUUCUCCAGAGAAUCCGGACCUUCCUUGCCCAGCAGUGAGGCAAUAGACAUAAGGACAAGGGAGAUAAUUCAUCCUAACUGGUGGUCAUUACAUCAUACCUGAACAAAGCACGUCAUAUGUUAAGGUAGUCAGGCUAGCAUCCACAUGGCUAUGCUUGUUGGCUGCAGUAUAUCUCAUGGUCCACCACCACCACUCUCGCAGAUACUCAAAUGACUGACUUAGAUACAUGGCAUCAUUUGUAAUGUCACUGAUGUAUAUAUAACAGUAUUAUUUCCAACACCUUUAUGUAAGUUUGCACCUGUUUUGAUGAGUAAGAUAUUACAUAUCGUAAUUUAUUUUUGGAAAACGCCAGCUGUCAUUUUGAAUCAGUCCAGAAUUUGUCAGUGUAUUUAUGUAGCAUGAUGCUAGGGACGUUGUCAGCACAGGACUUGUAUUGAUCUCAGGUGUUGGUAGUGUGUCCAUUUAUGUCAUAAUGUCUUCAUGAUAUGGUUGCCAUGGAAUUAGCUACUGAUGUUAUUACCAUGGUGACCUUUUUUGCGAGCUUCCAUUACUGGUGAAUAUGAAGCAUUGAUUAUGAUAUUGAUAUGUGUGCACAUCUUCUGGUGUAAUAUUACUUGAAUGAUUGUGUCAGGCAUUACCAACUCAUGUAAUCAAAGUAAACAUUCAAUGCUGAUAAUAUUUAAUGAUUAUGAUCAAUAGUUAAUUAUAUGGCUAGUGUGUAGUUAUUUGUGGUCCUACCUUUUGUAUUUUGUAAUUCCUUAGAAAAAAAGCAAAUUUGACUGAACUGAUUUUGGAGUAGGUCUGGUUCUUGUGUGUUCAUGCACAGAAGGACCAUACAGACUUUGAAAGCCUGGUCUAUAUGAGGUCUAAAUGGUCUAUUUGCUUCUCAAGUAGCUCUACUCAAGACAGGUUUAGCUUGAUGAACAUGGCUGGAACUUCGUAAGCUUUCCUAAAUAUGUAUAAUAUGUAUGUACCUUGCCUCAAAUGUCCUUCAUGACAGCAGUCCAGUCUCUUCACAUUUGCGGAAGGCUGAUGAGGUUUAACAGUCAAUGCAACAUGGCUUUCUAGAGGCUUUUUACUACGCUCAGUAGGUGCAGUGUGUAACAGUCUAUUCUGAGAAAGUUAGCUUUAAACGUUCAUAUGUCAAUCUUACUCGGGUGACUUCACCCAUUAGGUUUUAAGCAGCAUUGGGCAUUCUAGUAAGUUCUAGGCCUGUCACUGUUAAAUGUAGACAUUCAUUUAUUGCAUUGUUUAUAGUUCUCUGCAAUACGGCCAAAAUUUUGUAGUCAUCACUUGCGGUGUGUUUCCUUGUCAGUACCAGAUUGUUUUUUAGGUUCUUGUACUGAAUCUGUCCAAUGUCACAGUGACCUGCCUUCUCACAGGUAACAGUGUUUAUAACCUCUAUCUGAAGCCAAAGCAGAUAAAUGGCCAUGCAACACUUACAUCCAAAUAUUAUAUUUAUGAUUAAAGCUGUCAAUACUUCAA